This is a messenger RNA of Mucor mucedo, 1485 nucleotides long. RefSeq names its product WD40-repeat-containing domain protein. Gene Ontology annotation, molecular function: protein binding. Gene Ontology annotation, cellular component: nucleus. The record is from RefSeq and is a predicted model, not a curated record. Bases 138 to 1427 code for a protein of 429 amino acids. The transcript is spliced from 4 exons. Lineage: Eukaryota; Fungi; Mucoromycota; Mucoromycetes; Mucorales; Mucoraceae.
UUUUUUUUUUUUUUUUUUAUAUCUCCCUUUGGCACGCGUACCCCUUUUUCGUACAUACACACACACCUUUUUUUUCUCUCUCUCUUUUCUCUGUCUCUCUCUCUCUUUUCUUUUUCUUUUUGCAGGGAAAAAAAAAAAUGGACACCUCACGAAAUACCCACUACUCUUCUUACCCAUACCAACAACAACGUGCAGCACAGGACACAGUGCAACCACCAUCUAAAGAAAUAUACCAAUAUGAUGCUCCUUGGUUGACUUAUGCUUUAGAUUGGUGUAAAACACCCAUUGAACAAAAGAGUUUCCGAUUAGCUGUCGGUAGUUUCAUUGAAGACAGUAACAAUAAGCUACAAAUUAUCUCUCGUACAGACUUGCUGGAAAACAAUGGUUCUAUCGACCAAAGAAACGAUUUUACACCAGUGGCCGAAGCAGACUCGUAUUAUCCCAUCACAAAAGUCUUGUGGGAACCACGAAAGAGUGAUGCAAGAAGUAGCGAUCUUUUAGCUACCACAGGUGAUAUCCUGCGAAUCUGGGAAUUAGUAGAUGAUCCAGGUUACGGACAAACUAAUUCUAUCAACAGUUCUAGUCGAGCUAAUAAUCUUCCCGGUCAUCAACAACGACUUGUGAAGAAGGCAGAACUUGUCAAUAUGAAGCAAUCCGACUUUUGCGCCCCAUUGACAUCAUUUGAUUGGAACGAAACAGAUCCAUCACUGGUAGUGACAUCGAGUAUUGAUACAACAUGUACAGUUUGGAAUGUUGAAACAAAUCAAGCCAAGACACAAUUAAUUGCUCAUGACAGUGACGUGUAUGAUGUAGCCUUCAUGCAUGGUUCUGCUGAUACAUUUGCUAGUGUAGGUGCAGAUGGUUCGGUUCGAUUGUUUGACCUGAGAUCAUUAGAACAUUCUACUAUCCUCUAUGAAGCACAACAACCUCCACCCACAGCUAAUUCAAGCACACGAGAUCGCAUGACUUCGAAUUCAACGGUGCCAUUAUUACGUCUUCAAUUCAGUCGCAUGAACUCUAAUCUAUUAGCCACAUUUCAUAUGGAUUCAGCCAUUGUUCAAAUCCUCGAUAUUCGUUACCCUAGUGCUCCUGUAGCUGAACUUUCAAAGAGUCAUAGUGGUAGUAUCAAUUGUCUCUCUUGGUCUCCUACUGAAUCAGGUCAGAUUGCCACAGGUGGUGAUGACUCUCAGGUACUCGUCUGGAAUAUCAAUCAACAAUCUUCUACCAAUGACAGUCGUUCUUAUUACCAUCAUCAACAACAAAACUCACAACAACAACGCUAUACGCAUCAACCACCACGUUCUGUACAGGAUCCAUUAUUGGCUUAUGUUGCGGAUGCAGAAGUCAAUUCCCUUACCUGGAGUAAAUCUGCUCCUGAAUGGAUCGGUGUGGGCUUUGGAAAGACCAUCCAAGCACUUCGCGUGUAAAAAAAAAAAAAAAAAAAAGUCAUUCUACAAUAAACAUCAUUUUUUUUUUAUUAUUAAA